Molecule: messenger RNA, 2000 nt
Organism: Owenia fusiformis
Lineage: Eukaryota; Metazoa; Annelida; Polychaeta; Sabellida; Oweniidae
Source: the annotation of a GenBank genome assembly
AAAGAAUAUCACGGAAGAUCGUCUUGAGGGACUUGGAAAUAUGUUGUCUAUGAGACUUGGUCAUACAAUGUCUCCUGCUGACAUGGCUCGAAAAAAUAUCCAAGAACAUUCUUCUCAAUUCACCGACUCAGAUGGAGAUUCAUUUCUCCAUAAGGCAGCCUUAGACAACCAUCCCUCUCCCAUAUAUGUGUAUACCAGGGCUGGUACUCAUGUAAACCAUAAAAAUAAGAAUGGUGACACUGCCCUGCAUGUGGCAAUCAAGAGAGGGCAGAGGGACAUCAUAGAGGCACUGUUGCAAUGUGGCGCUGAUCCCCUGGCCAGAAAUAAGAACGGCCAGACUGUAAUCUCAAUGGUGGAAGGAACGAUGAAGACAUACAUGUCAUCUUAUAGAGAUGGCAUGCUGUCAACCAUUACUAAAGGCAGCUUUAACUCAGUGCAGAAACUUGUGAAAAUGUGGUGCAGUCCAAAUACAAUUAUUAAGAAUGGAGAAACUGCAAUGAAAUUAGGAAAAAGUUUAGGAAAGUCAAAUCAAAAAAUAGAAAAGUGCUAUAGAUUUCUUAAGGAACAAAACAACACAUUGGAAUUGAUCCAUGCUGUAUUGGCUGAGGAUAUUGAAGCUGUGGAGCAAAUUUUGGCAGACAAGAAAAAUAUCAACAUUAACAUGCGGCAUAAUAAGAGUAAAACGGGGAAGACAGCUUUAUCAUGUGCUAUAGACAUACACAACUUCGACAUUGUGAAAACACUUAUUGAGAGAGGGAAGGCUAGCGUCAACAUACGGGUACAGGAAAAUGCACAGGGUGAUUGCACUAUUCCCCUGAUGUUCAAAGCCUUCACAGAAGAUUCUCCAGUAGAAAUGGCAAAAUAUAUGUGGCACAGAAGAACAAUGGGUGAAAAAGAAAAAGACAGGCUUGGGAAUACUCUGUUCCUAAGGGCUAUUGAAGAGAACAUGCCGGUCGACUUCAUUAAGUGGUUACUUACCAUGAGGGCAGGUCAUUGUGUAGUUGAGAGAAACAAGGAUGGUGUAAAUGCACGGGAGCUAGCCAUAAAGAUGAAGCGUAUUGAUGUUAUGCAAGCUAUAGAUGAAUACAUUAUGAAGAAUCUGAAGCACAUGUUUGUCCAGCAUCUCAUCGCUAAGUUCUAUGGGUCAGAAAAUCUUCAGAUUUCACAGAUGGGAAGUGGGAAGACUCCAAACCAGUUAGCGCUAGAGAAGAGAGACAAUGAGUUAUUAGAUACACUGAACAAUGUAGAGACACUGCAGCAACGAGGUGUAAAACUUCUUGAAGCAGCGUCCGAAGGAAACCAGGAUGACAUACAACAACAUAACAUACUCAAUUUUCAAGAUAGGCAUGGGUACAGUGCAUUGAUAAAGGCUAUAGUUCACAACCAGUUUAAAGCAGCAGAGCAACUUGUGAUCACCAGACCUGUACUGAGAGGAAUACCUGAUAAUUGCAAUAGGUACCCACUUCACUAUGCCUAUUCCUUACCAGAUGAUCAAGCUGAACCAUUCCUCGCUCUCAUAAUGGAGAGAAAUCCUAGGGAAUAUGAAGAAAGUCUAGACAAGGAUGGCAGGAAACCAGCAGAGUACAAAAGUAUGAGAGGAAGUGAGCUCAUCGAGCAAAUAUUAAUUGAUGCAAGGACCUUGGACCCAGUUUAGUGACGAUUUUGGGCUGAAAACUAUUGAGAUAGGAACUUGUUGAACAAUGAUUGAUUCACAUGAACAUGGAUAAUACUAAGCUAGCAUUUUUCAAAUUCUUUUUGAUAUCAUUUAAUACAUUUUGUCCAUGUGGGGACAUAGAAACAUAGAUAAGAGCAAUUAUAAUUACAUUAUUUUAAUUCAAUAUUUUUAAUUUCAAAGUUAUUUUAUAUCAUUUCCGGUACAUGGAUGAUACAUAUACACAGUAGAGGCUAUGGCAAUUUAGAUUAAAAACCGAUGAGGUUUUCAUCCAAUUUAAAACUUAAAAUCCCAUAAUAAUACGAAAAUACAAGAAUAAAGAUUUAAA